AUGCCCAAGUCCGGCAGUCACAUCAUGCUCGACCUGUUGGCCGAAGCGGGGGUCCGCUACUUGUUCGGAAACCCCGGCACGACCGAGCUGCCGCUGAUGGACGCCAUGGUCGACGAGCAGCGGAUCGAGUACAUCCUCGGCCUGCAAGAAGUGCCCGUAAUGGCUAUGGCCGACGGCUACGCUCAGGCUUCCCGUGGAAUCGGCUUCGUGAACCUGCACAUUAGCUGUGGUCUCGGUCACGCGAUGGGCAUUCUCUACAACGCCUAUCGCGCAGGCACCCCAUUGCUGGUCACCGCCGGGCAGCAAGAUCGCCGGCUGAUGUUCCAAGAGCCCAUCCUCGGCGGCGACAUGGUCGACGUGGCCCGCCCGUGGACCAAGUGGUCGGCCGAAGUACACCGCAUCGAAGACCUUCCCUCGGCGAUUCGUCGCGCGGUGCAAACCGCCCUCACUCCGCCCACCGGUCCGGUGUUCCUUUCAAUCCCCGUCGACAUUCAGGCCGAAGUGGCCGAACUGCCCGAGAUCGAACUCGCGGCCCCCUCGCUUCCCAACCCUCAAGUUCGCCCGCCGGUGGAAGCAAUCCGUCGGGCCGCCGAGGUGCUGGCCGGCGCAAAGAACCCCGGCAUUUUGGUGGGCAGCCGCGUCCGCGAGUGCGAUGCCGUCGACGAAAUGGUGAAGGUGGCCGACGCGUUAGGCGCUCCCGUCAUCUCCGAGCCCGGCACCACGCACGGGCGUUUGAGUUUCCCGGCCGAUCACCCACUCACAGCCCAGGGGCUACCGCUGUGGUCGCCGGAAGUACGCGACCGGCUGGCCGAGUUCGACGUGCUGUUCGUCGCCGGCCUCGAUAUGCUUCGCGAGUACGUCUACCACGAGCCGGCCCGAGCGAUGCCCGAGCACCUGCGGUUGGUGCAAAUCGAUCAAGAUCCUUGGCAACUCGGCAAGAAUUACCCGUUGGAAGUCGGCGUGAUCGGCCACUUGAAGCCCAGCCUCGCCGAGUUGGGUUCGCUGCUGGCCAGUGAGAUGACCUCCGAUCAAAAGGGGCAGGCCUCCCGCCGCCGCGCGGAACGCAUCGCCACGCACGAAAAAGCCCGCGAGCAACUGCGUCAGCAAAUCGAACAACAACGCGACGCCCGCCCCAUAACCCCGUUGACCUUAAUGGACAGCAUCGCCCGCGUCAUUCCCGAGAAUGUCGCCGUGAUCGAAGAAGCGGUCACCACAACGAACACCAUUCUCGAACGCCUGGGCGCACUGAAAAACACUACCGGCUACUUCGGCCACCGCGGUUGGGCGUUGGGCUGGGGGCUCGGUUGCACGCUCGGCGUUCAAUUGGCCUGGCCCGAGCGACCCGUGCUCGGCAUCUUGGGCGAGGGCGCCACGAUGUACGGUGUGCAAGGUUUAUGGACGGCCGCCAAGUACAAAAUCCCAGCCACGUUCGUCAUCUGCAACAACGCGCAGUACCAGAUUCUGAAAGUCGGCGCUCAAGGCAUGGGCCUCCCGCAUGCCCAGGCCGGCGAAUAUAUAGGGCUCGAUUUGAAAGGGCCCGAGGUCGACCUGGUCUCGCUGGCCAAGUCCCUCGGCGUCGAGGCAGUGCGUAUCGAACAGCCCGACGAACUGAGUGACGCCGUGGCCGAAUCACUAGCCGGCGAUAAAUUCAGUGGUGCUCACUUGAAACGCUUCCUUAGCGGUGGUUUGAACUGGCUGCUAUUGUUCUUGCCUGUGGCGAUCGUUUUAGAAGUCGCCCAUAUGCGGCACAUCGAAUGGGCCACGCCGACGUGGAUCUUCAUCGCCUCGGCCAUCGCCAUCAUCCCCAUGGCGGGUUGGAUGGGCCGCGCCACCGAGCACUUGGCCGAACAUCUGGGCGAAGGCGUCGGUGGGCUGCUGAACGCCACCUUCGGCAACGCCGCCGAGUUGAUCAUCGCUGUGAUGGCACUGAUCGAAGCCCGGCGGAACCCCGAAGUGAUGGAGGCCAUGCACUCGCUGGUAAAAGCCUCGCUCACAGGCUCCAUCAUCGGCAACAUCUUGCUCGUGAUGGGCGUGGCCAUGCUCGCCGGCGGCAUGCGGUUCAGCAUCCAGCGCUUCAACCCCGCAGGCACACGUACCAGUGCCACCCUGCUCACGCUGGCCGUAUCCGCCAUGGUCAUCCCGGCCAUGUUCGUUUACCUGGUGCACGACGAACAGUCCCGCGUGAACGAUGUCAGCGUCGAAAUCUCGAUCCUGCUCUUGGUGGUUUACGCCUUAAGCCUGUUCUUCACGCUUAGCACGCAUCCGCAUUUGUACGAAAGCGAUGAAGAACCCGAAGAGCCCACGAAGUCUUCGACACGAAUCGGCGCCGCCAAGCCCACGCGUAAAGAAACCGAAGAAGCCCACGAACCGUGGAGCAUCAAGAAGGGGAUCGGCGUUCUGCUGGCGGCCACCGUCGGCGUUGCCUUGCUGGCCGAGUUGAUGAUCGGUUCGGUCACCGUGGCCAGCGAAGCCGUCGGCCUCACCGAACUGUUCGUCGGUGUCAUCGUGGUGGCCAUCGUCGGCAACGCGGCCGAACACAGCACGGCCGUGCUCGUGGCAUUGCGAAACCGCAUGGACCUCAGCCUGUCGAUCGCCAUCGGAUCAUCGAUACAGAUUGCCCUGUUUGUCGCACCCGUACUCGUAUUGUUGAGCAUGGCACUGGGCGUUCAGAUGGAUCUGGUCUUCACCGUGCCCGAACUCAUCGCCAUGGGCAUCGCGGUGGUGGUCACCUCGCAAAUCGCCGGAGACGGCGAAAGCAACUGGCUCGAAGGUGUGCUCUUGGUCACAGUCUAUGCCAUGCUCGGCAUCCUCUUCUAUCAUCUGCCGGCCUAG
Molecule: messenger RNA, 2832 nt
Organism: Cladocopium goreaui
Lineage: Eukaryota; Dinophyceae; Suessiales; Symbiodiniaceae
Source: the annotation of a GenBank genome assembly